Messenger RNA from Monopterus albus (swamp eel), 2646 nucleotides. It is a transcript of the gene cunh8orf34, whose product is annotated as chromosome unknown C8orf34 homolog. Bases 339 to 2183 code for a protein of 614 amino acids. The transcript has 16 exons. Lineage: Eukaryota; Metazoa; Chordata; Actinopteri; Synbranchiformes; Synbranchidae. The record is from RefSeq and is a predicted model, not a curated record.
AUAAUUGGGAGUGGCCGUGGCACAGUGAACGCUGGCAGCCAGUGAGCGGAAGAUUUGUAAUCUCUGUCACAGGGCUGCUGUGCCAUUGGCUUUCACAGGGAGCUACCGCCACAAUCAGUGAGGCGACAAGCUUGGGUUGGUCCCGGGUUGAGUCUCCACAAUGAGCCGGUUUCAGAGCUUGAUGCAACCCGUCGAAAGUUAACGCGUCUCCCCUGCAGUCUACUUGGUAACAUUUUGUACGUUUUAGUCGCCGAGACGCCUCUUGAAGGACGACUGACACCGGCUCACCUUAUGAUUUCAUCCCGUUAAAAGCUCUUGCGAGGCACAACAGUUUUUUCAUGGCGUCUCCACAACAGUCAAGAAUUCAGUCAUAUCUGGAAAAGAAUAAAAUCGGACCUUUGUUUGAGGAGUUGAUGACCAAAUUGAUAACUGAGACGCCAGACCAUCCAAUUCCUUUUCUCAUUGAUCACCUGCAGACCAAGCAAGACAGCCAUGGCAAGCUGCACAGAGCUCUCUCUGGCUCUGCAGCACUGUGGGCACAGAGCUCCCCAGAAAGCAAAAACACUCGAAGGGAGUACAGCAACUAUGAGAAGCCAUGGCAAAUUCACCCAAAGAAACCAAAGAAAUCCAAGAGUGACCUGGCUGUUUCGAGCAUCUCCCCUCCUUCACCAGAAUCUAAGUCCUUGCCACGGUCAAUCGAGUACCCGUCCUGGGACUGGAGGGAGAGCAGGGACUUUGACGAGCUCAGCCACAUUUUACAGGAGAGCAAGAAGCUGGGCAAGGCCCUGGAGAGCCUGUCACGCAGCAUCGCCAUCUCUGAUGAGCUCGACCAGAGCUUGGGAGGCUUUAAUUCAGUGCUGCGUCCUCGGGUGGUGGGGGAGUGGAUUGGACGUGAGGAAGAGGAUGCAGACCCUCUGGCUGCAGAGAUGCUGCAUCCCCCAGUCCCUCGGGCCAAAACUGAAGUGUGUUGGAGCGGAGUCAACAGUCCUGCUGGGAGCCUGAAGAUGGAAACAAAGAGCAAAGGGCUAAAGGAGCAGCAGCAGCAUCAUAAGAAGCUCCUUGCAGCCAUGUUGUCACAGGACUCAUUCGAUUCAGUCCACAGCCCAGCUCUCUCCAUCACAGAGGAAGAGAUGGAGGACGAAGACGAUGCCAUGGAGCUUCUAGAGGACCUGGAUGACCUGCGGAUGGAGGGCGUGACAGGCUUGGCUCCGUCCGGCAGUAAGUUCAGCCAGGGACGUAGCUCCUAUCAGCUUGAACCGCAGGCCAAAGUUACACUCAACAUCUGCUCUAGGUGUGCCAGGUUACAGGGGGACAGUCUAUCAGACAGCAGAUUUGAAGAGGACCACCGGCCUCACAUAUCUGAGCAAGCUGUACCUGACAUCUCCUCUCCGUUAGAAUGCGAGUCUCAAGUGUCAGGCUCUCGUCACGCUGUCUGGGAGACUGAUCUGAAAGCUGUGAGAGGCGGGAGCUCAGUCGGGCAAACGGGCCUCCUACUGGGUGACUCUCUCUUUUCGAAAGAGCUGGAGAACAUGGGCAAACAGCUCGCCGAGGUUGAGAAGGACUUGGCCAAGCUGGCAGAAGUAGGGAAGAUGACCACCCGGGGCUCCAAUAAUCCUCACAGUAGUCUGCUCCACACCCCUCUGCACCACAGAACCCUACCUGACACACUUCCUCUCCCCAGCCUGGUCUCCAGGCCUCAGUCUUCAGCUGGCAGCCUCUCAGGCAAGCCCUGUGAUGUGGGCCUCCCUUUGUUUAGCCAUAAGCCCACCUCCCUGGUCAUGGGUCGGACUCAAUCUCCCAGCAACCCUGGUAGCAGGACACAAACCCCUAGAACACCCAGCAGGCCCCUGACCCCAAAUAGUUUGCUGUCUCGCUCUACUUUUAACUCUGGAUCUCACAAAGAAGUAACCUUCAGGAGGUCCCGGAGCCGCCCUGUGACACCCACAAGUCAGCCCAUGCACCCCCGACCACUGCUCACCCCUCCUGGACUAAGCACUACAGACAGCCUGGGUGCCAGCCUCCGGGCCUAUCUGUCUGAGGAUGAGUUUUACCAGCAGUUACAGGCCAUCAGACAGCCCUGGCAUAUUCCCAGUGACACAGACAGUGACAUCCUGGAGCCUCCUGAACAAGAUAAGAGUGGCACACGAGAUGCCAGUAUGAGAUCUCUGUUUUCAGGCCUAUAGUGACGAAGAUCAGACACACUGAUCCAAUCAAACUAUUAUGCAAACCACUGGACAUUUUGAAUAUGUGAACAAAGACAAGUAUUUUUAUAAUUCAUAUGAAUGGGAAAAGGUUGUAUACUUUUUCACAGAUAUUUCAAAGCCAUUGUACUAUAAUUAUGAUAAAAAAGUGAAACUACUACUUCAUACAGUAUAGAACAUACUGUUUAUUUUUGUUUGCUUUACAGCAUGCUAUUGAACUUACAUGUGGAGGCUGGAAACAGAUGCAUUUUGUUGUUGCCACAGUCUUUUUCAAGGUCUGCAUAGUGCAUAUUUACAUUGUGAGGGUAGCACAUCCGUGUUAAGAAAAUGUUUAUUGAUAUGCACUGUUAGAAGGUGUAGUGGUUUUCAAAAACAGGGAAAUUGUGGAAGGAAUACAAGGAAUGCUGUUAUAUUAAUUAAAAUUAUUUGGUGCACAUGUCCCCAU